Saccostrea echinata is the source of this 7851-nucleotide messenger RNA. RefSeq lists its product as uncharacterized. Lineage: Eukaryota; Metazoa; Mollusca; Bivalvia; Ostreida; Ostreidae. The coding region runs from base 54 to 5093 and encodes 1679 amino acids. The transcript is spliced from 22 exons. Gene Ontology annotation, biological process: actin filament network formation; cortical actin cytoskeleton organization. Gene Ontology annotation, molecular function: actin filament binding. The record is from RefSeq and is a predicted model, not a curated record. Gene Ontology annotation, cellular component: cytoskeleton; cytoplasm.
ACAUGUAUUGUGGAACCAAAUCAUGAUGGAAAAGAAUCUGAUAAUUUAAAGCAAUGGCAUAUCCACAAGAAAAUGUCCAAGAUCUAACUAGGAGUCUGGAUGCUUUCCACAUUUCUGAGAAUGCAAGAAGUGCUCCAAUUCAGGGUGGUGUUAAUCCCUUUGAUAAAGGAGGCUUACAUUACAGUAAUUUAAACCAGGAUGUUAGAGGGGGAGGAGGUAGGCAAUCUCAGGUAGAAGAUGGAGGACAACAGAGGUAUUCUCCAAGGUCAGGUAGUCAGGAUAGAAGACAGAGAAACAGUAGUAGAGAGAGGCAAAGGUAUCCCCAGGGUGACCCAAGUCAACAAAGGUAUCCUCAGGGUGACCCAAGUCAACAAAGGUAUCCACAGGGUGACCCAAGCCAACAAAGGUAUCCUCAGGGUGACCCAAAUCAACAAAGGUGUCCUCAGGGUGACCCAAAUCAACAAAGGUAUCCCCAGGGUGACCCUAGCCAACAAAGGUAUCCACAGGGUGACCUAAAUCAGCAAAGGUAUCACCAGAGUGACCCAAAUCAACAGAGGUAUCCUCAUAGUGACCAAAUUCAACAAAGGUAUCAUGUUGACCCAAAUCAACAAAGAUACCCCCAGGGUGACUCACAUCAGCAGAGGUAUCCCCAGGGUGACCCAAAUCAGCAGAUGUAUCUUCAGGGUGACCCAAAUCAACAGAGGUAUCCCCAGGGUGACCCAAAUCAGCAGAGGUAUCCUCAAGGAAACCCAAAUCAACAGAGGUAUCCCCAGGGUGACCCAAAUCGGCAGAGGUAUCCUCAGGGAGACCCAAAUCAACAGAGGUAUCCCCAGGGUGACCCAAAUCAGCAGAGGUAUCCUCAGGGGGACCCAAAUCAACAGAGGUAUCCCCAAGGUGACCCAAGUCAAGAAAGAUAUCCUCAGAGAGACCAAAGUCAUCAGAGGUAUCCUCAAGGAGACUCAAAUAAACCAAGUUUCAAUCAAGAUGACGUAAAUCAACGAAGCUACUUGCAGGGUGACCAAACUCAACAAGGGUAUCCCCAUAGAGACAGUAGUGCUGAUCGACACAGAUACAGGGAAAGAAACAACAGUGGUGAACAGCAAAGGAAUUUCCAACCAAGAGCUAGUAGCAGUGAUAGACAGAGAGUUAUCAGUAAUGAUUGUGAGCCUCAGCUGCAUCAACAGGGGUAUGGGGGUGGUAGUCAGAGAUAUGAACAACCAAUUAUUAAUCCACAAAGAUAUGAAGACCAACAGAGAUAUCCAGCUAGUGAUCGCAGUCAUGACAGACAGGGACAUCCACAAAGAGCCAGUAGUGGAGAAAGACAACAAAUUCCACAGAGAGAUGGAAGUGUUGAUCGUCUGCCAUCAGAAAAUUCUGAUCUUGCCAAAAAUCCCGAUACUCAGAUGGGAGGAAGUAAUUCAGGUGAACGUGCCUCAAGACAACGAACUCCUAGACGGAGGUAUGUCACCAGAGAUUCUGAACAAGAAUCUGAGGAUCAAAAUUCCCCAAUGACCACACCUCAGAGACAGGAAGGACCCAUGAGGGGUGAUAUUAAUGUUCUACCUUCAAGGCCUCAAGUUCAGACUGGAUCAGUAGUUAGAAAUGGAGGUGCAAGUGCUUCAGUACAAUCAUCCAUUGGAUCUUCUAGUCAUAAUUGUAAUGAGGCCCCUAGUUCUGAUGAAGGGAAGCAGAGGCGACCACAAAGCUUAGACAGAGGUCGCCGAAGGGAAGCCAUGCCCCCACCACCUGCAGUUUUAGCGAAUCUCAGAAAAGACAGAAAUUCUGGAACUCCAGAUAAAAAUAGUAAUCCAGAUGGUCAAAAUUCACAGUACACAAGCUGUGAUAACAAGGAACUAUGUAUGCCAGCUUCUAAUCAAGCAGAAAUUAUUAUUCAGGCACACAGAGAAAAUGCUUAUGGGAAAGACAGCCCAUUGAUGGCCAAAUUACAAUCCACUUAUACACUGUUAAGAUCUAGAUCAUUCAACAGGGACAAGGAGAGCAGACCUCAAGUAGAAGUAAGGCGAAGAGAUCGGUCACUGAAUUCUCGGGAGGAACAUCAAGUAAAUAGACAACAGGAAAAUAACAGUGUUGACCCUUUGAGGGACCCCACACUUAUCUAUUCAUCUGAGGAGAAGAUUGAGAGACCAGUUGAAGGCCGCCGCCCUUUCAGAGGAAGAAGUCCUCAGCAACAAAAUAACUCCUAUGACAGAGGUUCUCCAAACACUCAGAGUCAGCAACAGAUGGGUCAGAGUCCUAAUCAACUUCUCCAAAAUCAGCAGCAGCCUGAACUUGAUAAUCAACAAAAUUCUACUGGUGACUUUGGCAGAAGUCAACAGUGUCCUCCUAACUUUAACAACCAAACACCACCUCAAAGAGAAUUCCAGUCCAGUCAGCUUUAUCAAGGAAAAAGUCAACAAGAAUCUCAUCCUGGUUACCCACAGCAGAGUGGUCAGUCUAACGUAAGCAGUCCCUCCUUAAAACGCAUGACUGGAGUAACAGAUCUGGACAAAGCCAUGAAAGACAGAGACCAAGAAUUUCUCAGUAAACGUUUUGGAGACACACACAUGAAAACUGAACUCACACCCCAAUCACCUUCAAUCAACAGCAACCAUUCAUGCAGUGAUGACCAGGAAACAGACAUUGAUGACUUGAGUAAAGAAAAAGGUCAUGCUAAGUUCAGAAAUAGAAAGCUGUCAGGGGAAAAUUCACCCCUCAACAAGUCCUCUCCCUCAAGUCCAAUGUUUCCCCCUUCUCCUUCAUCCCCAUUGGUUUUCUGUGAUGAGAAGAGACAACUCAGUGAUUCCAGAGGAAAAGAAAUUCUCCGCAGACGUCCAAAUAACCUGGAGGAUGCCGUUAGCUGGCCUAUGUCCAUUCCUGGAACUUUGGACUUCACAAAGUUUGAAGUAUUUGAAGGUCAGAUGUUGCUGAACUGGUUGCAGUCAACAAUCGAUGACAAACACUACCUUAGGUUGGUGAUGACGCGACACGACAUGAGUGUGGUUCUUACUCAAUUCUGUACAUGUCUCAUUGCCUCAGGGGUGAUGGCAGAGAAGGAGGGUAGAAACCAACAAAUUUUCAAGCCUGACUGUAUGUAUUACUGGACUCACACAGAGAAUGCUCCCAUCCGACAGGAUGUAGACAUUAAAAAACUUGGCCCUAUGUGGCCCCCUCCCUUGCCAGAAAAAGACGAAUUUGGACAUAAGUACACAGAAGCAGAACAACAGGCUGCGUUUGUGAAUGUAAAAAAGGAAUACCAGCAAGAAGUUGAAAAGCUAAAGACAGAGAACCAGUCUUUGGUGGAUCACCUGCGAGAGGAGUACCAGACUAGACUCCAGGAAAGCACGGAGAGGAUCGUCAAGCUCGAGAAAGAGCUACAAGAUCUCAAAGAACAGAAUGAAGCAUUGGUGGAGGCCCAGAAACAACUAGAGCAGGACUUCAUGACCCCCGGAGGGGAGAUAUUUGCAGUUACGGGGACACCUGCCUCUCAAAGAUUCCAUACCCCCAUCACACCUGAAUGUAUCAAGGGAGAGUAUCCUGACAUACCAAGAGAUGAAGAUGAAGGAGAUAUGUCAAUGCCACCCCCUCCUGAUGAACUACGACCCAAUGCCCCACCCCCUCCACCACCACCACCACCACCCCCAGGGAUAGGAGCUCCACCUCCUCCACCCCCUCCACCUGUACCAGGUGGUCCCCCACCCCCUCCUGCUCCUCCAGUGCCAGGUGGACCAGGGGUAGUCAGAAAAGGAUCUCUUAAGCCUGUUAUCCAGACUAAAUCACCAAUGAAACCACUCUUCUGGCAGAGGAUACAGGUCCAUAAUCUCAAAUCUAAAAAUAAAGACUUGAACAACAUGCGUUUGGUGUGGGAGGAGAUUGAUGAGGCGGCCAUUGAUGUGGAAGAAGUGGACAAACUGUUCUGUAAGCCUCCAUCAGAAGCCUCUCAAAAAGCCAGCAAAACCCGGACCAAAUCUCCAGCCAAACAGGUUGCCAAGGUAUUAAGCCCUAAGCGUUCCCAGCUGGUAGGGAUCCUGUUAUCUAGUCUACGAGUGGAUAUUAAUGAUAUUGAAUUAGCUAUCUUGACUUGUGAUACAUCUUGUGUGGACAUAGAGAAAUUAAAAACCAUUUAUGAUAGUAGAGCUGAUGAGGAUGAAAUGAAGAAACUAAAGAAACAUGUAGAUAAGAAUCCAGAUGUUAUGCUGGAUAAACCUGAUCAAUUUUUGUUUGAUCUCAACCAAGUUCCUGACUUUGCAGAGAGAAUUUUCUGUCUGUUAUUUCAAGAAAGCUUCCAAGAAAGCAUAUCUGUGAUAGACAAUAAAUUAAACAAUCUCAAAAUGACAUCUCAGAUGUUGAUCCAAGGGAAGAGUGUAAGAGAUAUACUGGGUAUAGUGCUAGCCAUAGGAAACUACAUGAAUGGAGGAAACAGGUCUCGAGGACAGGCAGAUGGGUUUGGAAUAGAAAUCCUGGCCAAACUAAAAGAUGUGAAAACAAAGGAUAACAGAAUGACUCUACUCCAGUACAUUGUGUCGACUUACGUGUCAAAGUUUGAGCGAGAUCUAGCCGGGACAGAGAAGGCUAAGCUUCCUGUUCCCGAGUACAGUGAUGUCACGCAGGCCAUGUUAGUCCAGUUUGAUGAUAUUGAAAAGGAGCUCAAAAGAAUCCAGAAAGAUUUCAGUGCUGCAGAGAAAAGGGCUGAGAAGGUGAUAAAGAACUCCAGUCCACAAUAUGUACAGCCCUUUAAGGAUAUUAUGUUGACUUUCUUUAACAAAGGACAAGAAGAAUUUAAAGAACAGGAGGAGAAUUUAAAGGAAGCAAAGAGUGUAUUUGCCUCAUUGUACAUGUUUUACACUGUGAAACCAAAGUCUGGUGAGAAGGAGGUCACGCCGGAAUAUUUCUUCUCUCUGUGGUCCUCUUUCUGUCAUGAUUUUAAGGACCUCUGGAAAAAAGAGCAGCAGUAUGUCGCCAAAUUAAGAGUGCAACAGGAGGAAUUACGUCUGAAACAAAUCAGGGAAAAGAAACUACAACAACCAAACACCAGAGUGCGCCGGCGAGGGGGAUUGAAGGACAAGCUGGCAAGUAAAGGAAUGCUUGGACAAUGAAUGUGAAACCCAAAGGCAAUUAGUUACCCGGUACCCAUUUCAUUCUACAGCAAGGCAAUAUAGUAUGGAUAUGAGUGUCUACUUUGAAGUAUAUGGUCUCUUAAUGCAGCAGUGAAACAGUACAACCUGUGGUUGUGUAACAGUCAGCAUUUGUUUUAUAGGGUUGUAUUUAACUGAUGCAUUUUUUCAUGCAUAUGCAAUUUCCCUUGUUACUGUGAUUUUAGAUAUUUUUUUGCAUUUAUAGAUUUUUAUUUUAUAUACCAGAUCUUACUGUCUUCUUUCAUUCCAUUUUUCAUAUGGAUUGUUAAAACACUUAGUGCUGUGAGCUCUCAUCAUUUUAUACCCCCGUUCCGAAGGAGAGGGGGAUAUACUGUUUUACCAUUGUGUGUCUUUGUGUGUGUGUGUCUGUCCGUAACAAAUUUUUUUGUCGCAGUUUUCUCAGCAACUACUCAUUGCAGAUACUUGAAAUUUUAGCACACACUUUGUUUAGGCAUGCCAUUUGGUGGGAUUCAAUUUUGUAUGAAUCCAAUAUCAACUAUCUGUUUAUCUGUGCAUACAUAACAAAUUUUCAUCAUUGUUUUCUCAGCAACUACUCAUUGCAGAUGCUUGAAAUUUUAAGACACUCUUUUUUUAAGCAUGCCAUAUAGUGGGAUUCAAUUUUGUACGAAUCAAAUAUCAACUUCCUGUUUAUCCGUGCGCCUGUCCGUACCAUACAUGUAUAAUAAAUUUUCGUCUCAGUUUUCUCAGCAACUACUCAUAGCAGAUGCAUGAAAUUUUAACCCACUCUUUGUUUAGGCAUAUCAUUGGUGGGAUUCAUUUUUGUACGAAUCUGAUGUCAACUUCUUGUUCAUCCCUGUGUAUGUCCAUAACUGAACUUGUGUAUAUUCACAUCAGAGUGUAUAUUCACAUCAGAGUGGGGGUAUUACUGGUGAACAUUGGCUUACAGACUUCUUGUUAUCCCUACAUUCAUUUUUUUUUUCCAUGAAACUUUCCAUUUUUUCCAGUUAUAUAUUCAAUGGUCAUUCAGGAUAAGGUUAAUGAUCAUGCAGCUCAAAAAUCACAGACAUUCCAAAUGUUAGCUGUUGAUUAGGAGUAGGUUUGUGUGAUUCAUGAAUGAAAUACCAUCAUGGUUCAUAUUUGAAGAUAUUGGUUUACUUUCUUUUGUUUUUUGUUUUUUUUUUUCUCUAUUUUAGAGGACUAGUCACUUUUCUUGAUUCAUAUUGAUUUACCUUGGUAGUUGUCUAUAGAUUUUUGCAUUUAAAUUUUUGGAUCUGUUGUGAUGGUAGGUCAGUUUGGGGUUGGGAUUUAGUAAUUACAGAAUUUCAUUUUUAUCUUACAUUUCAUUACAUUUCAAAGUAGAAUUUAGUAAAUGUCUGCAUUACACCCAUAAAUUGAAAUGCUGUUGACAGAUAGUGAAAUUUGUUUAAUAUGUUUCCUUUUAUGUACAAUGUAUGGUGAAUAACAUGGAUGAUUUUUCAUGACCCCACCUAAUGUUCCAACCUCUUACAUGCCAAAGUUGAUAUUCAAGUUUUUGAACAAUUUACUGAUAUUUCUGAUUAGACUAAUUGAUUGUAAAUUUUUGUGAGUAUAAUUGCCAAUGCCUUGGAAUAUGCCAGUAAUUAUUAUUUUUACAUUUAAAGCAGAGGUAAAGGCAUUCUUUAUAUCCAGUGUUGAGCAUUGGUUAUCAAAUUCCUCGACAAGGUUGUGUUCUUACUGAACUGGAGUUCAGUAAAGCUUUUAUUUCUUAUCUAUGCAAGAAUUUAUCUCAUUUUCUUAUAAGAGAUAGGUACAUGCUUAUGCCAAAUUGAUAUGCAGUGCAUCAAUAUGUUUUCUGUACAUGUAUUGAAUGCUUUCAGUUUGUUCUUUUUUCCUUUUUAUUUUUAUUUUUUUUUUUGAUGGUCUCAACAUGUUGAGAUUUUUUUAUGAAUCAUGUAAAUAAUCUAGAGCAUGAACAUGUUAAGCAAGAUAUAGAAUCAAAUUUAAUAGGCAAGAAAAAGAAUCAAAUUUUAUAAACAAGAAAAAGAAAUUUUACAGACUUCAAAGAUCUGAAUAAAUGUGCUUAGAGUACAUGAAAUAACACUGCUGAAUUUAAUUUUAAAAAAAAAAAAGUUAUUGUAACCUUUAGGGGAUCUUAAGAAUUCCUGGAUAUAGUCAUAAUCUGUUCUAUAAAAUUGUAAUUCUGUCUACUUGUCCCAAUUUGUGGAAUAAAAAUUUACUUUCUUACAAAACAGGAUUUCCAUUAAUGAUAUUUUUUUAUGGAAACAAAUUAUUAUAGUAAUGAAUUUUUUAUGCUGAAUGCAGCAUUAUGUUUUUGCUUGUACAAAACCAUGAAAUUUACAAAAGUGAAUUUAAGGUUACUUGAACAGUAGAUGACUAAAAAUAGAGAUUGAUAAACAUAGAAAUUUGAAACUGAAAAUUUAGAAACUGCAACAAAACCGUCAGAGGAAUACUGUGUGCUUUAAUUGAUUUAAACUGAGUUAAGAUGUCCAGUUUACAUUGAAUAUGACAUGGUUAAAAGAGAUCCAUUAUUAUAACUUUAAGGCAUUUUAGUGAUUUUAUGUCUCUUGUUUAUUGUCAUUUGUAUUUAUUUGUUUUUUUAUAUCCACACUGGAGCAAAGCUUUAAUGUUAUCCAUUUUGUUAGAUAAAAAGUUUUGUAUGGAGAUAAUGGAAAUUGAUUUUGGUUGUGAGAGCAGAUUUGUGAUUAUGUACUUUUUUUCAUGAAUACAUAUAUUUAUAUGAAUAAAAAGUCAGAUAAAA